This is a messenger RNA of Helianthus annuus (common sunflower), 1529 nucleotides long. Its product is annotated as pyruvate dehydrogenase E1 component subunit alpha, mitochondrial. Gene Ontology annotation, biological process: pyruvate decarboxylation to acetyl-CoA. Gene Ontology annotation, cellular component: intracellular membrane-bounded organelle. Gene Ontology annotation, molecular function: pyruvate dehydrogenase (acetyl-transferring) activity. NCBI's taxonomy places the organism in Eukaryota, Viridiplantae, Streptophyta, Magnoliopsida, Asterales, Asteraceae. The transcript is spliced from 9 exons. Bases 93 to 1274 code for a protein of 393 amino acids. The record is from RefSeq and is a predicted model, not a curated record.
GCAUAUAAUAUCAUUUUAUUCCCUCUGCUCGUCUUCUCCACCCCUUCACCAACCCUAACAGCCACCAACCACCACCACCACCACCAACCGCCAUGGCUCUAGCUCGCCGGAGUUCCAGUCUCCUCAAGCCUCUCUCCACUGCCUCCUCCUCCUCAUUCCUCCACCGCCGCCCCUUCUCCACCGACGACACCACCACAAUCACCGUCGAAACCAGCGUCCCCUUCACCGGCCACAACUGCGAACCUCCGUCGAGAUCCGUUGAUACAACUCCUAAAGAGCUCAUGAGCUUCUUCACCGAUAUGGCACUCAUGCGCCGUAUGGAGAUCGCCGCUGACUCUCUUUACAAAUCAAAACUUAUCCGAGGGUUUUGUCAUUUGUACGAUGGACAGGAAGCUGUGUGUAUAGGUAUGGAGGCCGCGAUCACGAAAAAGGAUUGCAUAAUCACGGCGUAUCGUGAUCAUUGUAUAUUUCUAGGCCGCGGUGGGACGUUAUUGGAGAGUUUUUCAGAGCUAAUGGGCCGGCAAGCGGGUUGUUCGAGGGGAAAAGGAGGAUCAAUGCAUUUUUAUAAAAAAGAUGCAUGUUUUUUCGGUGGUCAUGGGAUUGUUGGAGCUCAGGUUCCGUUAGGGUGUGGAUUGGCGUUUGCGCAGAAGUAUCGGAAGGAAGAUCAUGUGACUUUUGCUAUGUAUGGUGAUGGUGCUGCUAAUCAAGGGCAGUUGUUUGAGGCGUUGAAUAUGGCUGCUCUUUGGGACUUGCCUGCUAUUUUGGUGUGCGAGAAUAAUCACUAUGGUAUGGGUACAGCUGAAUGGAGAGCUGCAAAGAGUCCUGCUUAUUACAAGCGAGGGGAUUAUGUUCCUGGAUUAAAGGUUGAUGGUAUGGAUGCCUUCGCUGUCAAACAAGCUUGCAAAUUUGCAAAGGAACAUGCUUUGAAGAAUGGACCCAUUAUUCUUGAAAUGGACACGUACAGGUAUCAUGGUCACUCCAUGUCUGAUCCUGGUAGCACCUACCGUACCCGUGAUGAAAUUAGCGGUGUCAGACAGGAACGUGAUCCUAUUGAAAGAUUAAGAAAGUUGAUACUUGCUCAUGAUCUAGCCACUGAAAAAGAACUCAAGGACAUAGAGAAACAAGCUAGAAAAGAAGUUGAUGAAGCCAUUGCUCAAGCCAAGGAAAGCCCAAUGCCAGAUGAAUCUGAACUCUUUACCAAUGUUUACCGUAAAGGAUUCGGGGUCGAGUCAUUUGGAGCAGACAGGAAAGAACUGAGAGCUACACUUCCCUGAUUGAACAGCAAAGAUGAAAUUUGAACCAAAUAUCAUAUUCCCCUUCACUCCAAGAAUAAUGAGAACAGAAAAACCAAGCAAAUAACAUUUUUACUUUUGUUUUGUGAUGGCAAAAAUAUAUUUCCAAAAAAAAAAAAAAACUUAAACAUCCUUGGUGACAUGAUUCUUUUUGGCAACAAUCAAUAUGCUGCUAUAUAUCCUCUCAUGGAAUUUUCAUAUACUUUUAUGACUUUUAUUCCUGCUGUUUUCUGUCUA